AGCGAAAGUUAUGUAGUUAACCUGUUACGAAAAACAUGCUCUGCUAUCAGCCGUGAGCCUUUUUCUCUCCUCCAGAAUAAACAGAAAUUUUAGAUUCAGCCAUGAACAAUUUGAAGAUCAUACUCGCCUUCUCCAAUAGCGCUCGGAGGAUAAUUCAGACCCAUACACUUACCUUUGUACCAAGGAGGACGUAUGCAUCUCAUCACACUUUGCUGUCUCGCUCAUAUGGGUGUCCACAUCAAGCUCUGAGGGGAAAGGUGUGGCUGGUCCCUCGCCAGCCAAAGUCUACCACUGCUGCCCAAGGAGAGAGAGCAGAUGAUAUUUUUCUGAAGUGGUUCUUGCUGCUGAUACCCAUUACCACAUUUGGCCUUGGUACAUGGCAGGUCAUGCGAAGACAGUGGAAAUUGCAGCUUAUUGAGGAGCUGAGAUCCUUGACCACAGCUGAACCAGUCCCCCUACCCACUGACCCCAUGGAGCUGAAAACCCUGGAGUACAGGCGGGUGAAGGUGCGGGGGAGAUUCGACCAUUCUCAGGAGAUCCACAUCCUACCGCGUUCCCCCGUAGACCCAGAGAAGGAGGCACGACAGGCGGGCCAGCUCGGCUCCAGUGGAGAGACUGGGGCCAACAUCGUAACCCCAUUCUACUGCACAGACUUGGGGAUCAAGAUUCUUGUGAAUCGAGGAUAUGUCCCCAAACAGAAGAUCAGGCCAGAAACCAGAAUGAAAGGCCAGGUGGAAGACGAAGUGGAUGUUGUUGGGGUGGUGCGACUGACAGAGCAACGCAAGCCGUUUGUACCCCAUAACAACGUAGAGGCGAACCGCUGGCACUACCGCGACCUGGAGGCCAUGUCUAUGGCCACAGGGGCAGAAGCAAUCUUCAUCGAUGCUGACUUAGCUAGCACAAUUCCUGGAGGUCCAAUUGGCGGUCAGACUCGCGUCACCCUACGCAAUGAACACAUGCAAUAUGUUAUAACAUGGUACAGUUUAUGCUCUGCAACAUCCUACAUGUGGUACCUGAAGUUCAUCAAGCGUGUUGCCUUGUGAAUGCAGGAUAUUUGUGAUUGUCUGAUGUGUGGUGUAAAAAAAAAAAUGUAAAUAUGUAAGAGAAUAUUUAUAGGACCACAUUAUACGAAGAUAAAGCUUGGCUGUGGCAAAUGGAUUAGGGUCAGUUUAGGAUACUACUACUAAGCAGUAAUACAAUUUACAUUCUGACUUGUGGAUUCUGGGUUAUUAUUAAAUCCAACAAAUUCAGAAAUGUCCGAUAUGUACUUGUACAUUUAAAAACUGUCCAUAUCCAUCAUAUAAAUGCAGAUUGGUCAUAAACAUGUGGACUAUGAAUUCCUUCUGUUUAAAAAACGGCAUAGAACACAAAUACGUAAUUUGGAUAAUCUGAUCCGGCCACUGUCCAGACGUUUUGUGUGGUGGAAGUGUUAUACUAAAUGACAGCUGCAGUAUCAUGGUCUGUUCAGCCAUUGUAAACAAUUUUGUUGAGCUUCUGCAUUCUUUGGAUGAGUGGAUUGGAAUGUGAAGCCUUAUAAAAACAAUUAAAAAAAAACCAAUU
This is a messenger RNA of Engraulis encrasicolus (European anchovy), 1560 nucleotides long. RefSeq names its product surfeit locus protein 1. Gene Ontology annotation, biological process: mitochondrial respiratory chain complex IV assembly. The record is from RefSeq and is a predicted model, not a curated record. The coding region runs from base 102 to 1043 and encodes 313 amino acids. Gene Ontology annotation, cellular component: mitochondrion; membrane. The transcript has 9 exons. Lineage: Eukaryota; Metazoa; Chordata; Actinopteri; Clupeiformes; Engraulidae.